AUAGCGAGAGCACAUCCGGGCCUCUGCCCUCAGCGUCCCCGGCCCCAAGAUGGCUACCUUUUGGCGUCUCUGGCGCUGUUGAAUGGAGAAAGCUUUAUUGUUCCCUUCGGGCAGGAGUGUUCGUGUCCUCUAUGGCGCUGUCAAUAAAGAACGGCAGUUUGAAUCGGUACUGAACAGGGCUGAUCCUCGCUAGGUGGAGUCUGGAGGGAGAGAGGAAGGAGUCGAGGGCGGAUCUACACCAUGGAACUCCCCAACUACAGCCAGCAGCUGCUGCUGCAGCUCUACGCCCUGUGCAAGGAGCAGCGCUUCUGUGACUGCACCAUUUCCAUUGGCAACAUCUACUUCAGGGCCCACAAGCUCGUCUUGGCAGCGGCCAGCCUCCUGUUUAAAACCUUGCUGGACAGCACAGAUGCCAUCUCCAUCGACGCAUCUGUGGUGAGCCCCGAGGAGUUUGCCCUCUUGCUAGAAAUGACAUACACUGGCAAGCUCCCCAUGGGCAAACACAACUUCUCCAAGAUCAUCUCCUUAGCAGAUAGCCUGCAGAUGUUUGAUGUGGCUGUUGGUUGUAAAAAUCUUCUGACCAACCUUGUAAACUGCUCUGUCCAGGGGCAGGUGGUAAGGGAUAUCUCAGUGCUGUCCUCAGAGGCAGGUGGCAAGGAAUCAGAGAAACCUCAAGUAGAAGUCAUUUCUUCUGAAGGUCCUGGGGAGCUCUCUUCUUCCCUGGAAGUUUCUACCAUGCCAGCAGGCCCCGAGAAAGCCAAGACCCAGGAGAUGAAUUCAGAUCCUCCCGUUGUUCAGGUGGCUGCAGAAGUCACAGGGGUGACUCUUCACACAGCUGGAGUUUGUUCCCUUUCCCCUGCUGGACAGAUCCCAAGUGAGGCAAAGGAAGCCAACACAGAAACAGAGUGUGAGAGGAAGCAGGACCAGCUGAAUUUCCUGCUAGAACAUGAAAGUGUCUUCUCAAAUGCAGUCUUGCUUACCCAGGACACACUGAAAAGACUGGAAGAAUGCCCAGAGAUUAAAAGCUCUCAGAAGCAGACCAUAAUGGGAUGUCUCAAGGAUGAAGGAGGAGGCUCAGUAUUCCAGAGAAUCCUGGACAAAGUGCACGAUGGGAGCCUAGAUGUGCAGGUGGUCUUGUCUCUGAUGAGACUGUACCAGGAGUCCACACCUGCAGAGAAGGUGUCUCAGCUUCAGCCAAAAGGGAGCUCAGGGGAGGGAAAGACCUUGUCUGUUCUGUUACUGGAACACAAAGAGGACCUGAUCCAGUGUAUAACACAGCUCAGACCUAUUGUGGAGUUCCUGGAAACAGCCAAGGAGGAAUUCCUGCCUGUCUCCGAAAAAAGGGUGAUUCUGAACUGCUGUGAGGGCAGAACACCCAAGGAGACGAUAGAGAAGCUGUUGCACAGAAUGGCUGAAGAGAAGACCCUGCCUGCGGAGAGCCUGGUAAAACUCCUCCAGGCUGUGAGGACAGCGUUCCCAAACCUGGGCCUCCUGCUGGAGAAUUUGCAGAAAGUAGCGGAGUCACCUAGCACUGCAGCCCUCCCUAGCCCUGAGGACUAUGGUGCUGAGCUGUUGAGAAAGUACCACGAAAACCUGUCUGAGGUUCUCACAGACAACCAGGUGGUGCUGAAGAUGAUCUCACAUGUGAAGAGCUUAGCCCCUGGAGACAGAGAGGUUAUGGAGACACUCGUGAAACAGGACUCUGGCUCAGGGGGCUUCAGUUCCCUGAUGUCAGCAGCUCUGGAAAGGCAGACCCUCUCUGCAACAGCCGUUUGGCAGCUGCUGCUAGUAGCUCAGGAGGCCCAGACCUGCCCACUGAACCUGCUCUUGGAAGAAGUAGGAAGGGAGCCUGGCGCCGGGGCUUUCUUCCGGGCAGUGACUGCCCCAGAGAGCAUUGUGUUGGAAACAAUCCUGAGGCACAGCAGGCUGGUCACAGAGGCCAUCCAGCAGAUGAUGGAGCUCAAGCACUUCUCUUCAGAGGAUGAGCAUCUGGCUGAGAUUGUGAAAGAGAUGCUGAGCAUAUCCUCUGAGACAGUGAGUCCUGAAGUGGCCCUGAGAGCAGUGCUGAGCAAGGGCAUGGAGAAAUCUGUCUCGGCCACUGCACUCUGUCGCCUCCUGUGUAGUGUCCACAAGUCUUUCUCUGGUCUGCAACCCCUCAUGCAGGAAUUGGCACAUGGUGGGUUUCUUACCAAGGAAAAUGGAGAGGAGAGGUUCACGGUGAGUGAUAGCUUUCACUCUGGAGCCAAGGACAAAGAGGAGAAAACAGCCAGUGCAGCCAGAGAAGACUGCCAGCCGACGGAACAAAAGGAUCAGGGGGAACCUGAGUCUGUGCCAGAGCAACAGGAGAAAGACACUUCUGCCUCCCCGGACUCUGCCAAGAAGAGCUUCAUCUGCAAAGCCUGUGACAAGAGCUUCCAUUUCUACUGUCGUCUGAAGGUGCACAUGAAGCGCUGCCGGGUGGCCAAGAGCAGACAGGUGCAGUGUAAGGACAGCAGUGAGACCAAGGACUCGGAGAAGGGGCUGCAGAAGCACCAACUGGAGACCCACGGCACGGCGGGAGAGCCUGACGCCCCCAAGAAGAAGAAGAAGCGGCUGCCUGUGGCAUGCGACCUCUGCGGAAGAGAGUUUGCUCACGCCUCAGGCAUGCAGUACCACAAGCUGACCGAGCACUUUGACGAGAAACCUUUCUCCUGUGAAGAAUGUGGGGCCAAGUUUGCAGCCAACUCCACCCUAAAGAACCACUUGCGCCUUCACACCGGGGACCGCCCGUUCAUGUGCAAGCAUUGCCUCAUGACCUUCACUCAGGCCUCAGCUCUGGCUUACCACACCAAGAAGAAGCACUCGGAAGGGAAAAUGUAUGCAUGCCAGUACUGUGAUGCUGUGUUCGCCCAAUCCAUCGAGCUGUCCCGGCACGUGAGGACCCACACUGGGGACAAGCCAUAUGUCUGCAGGGACUGUGGAAAGGGCUUCCGGCAAGCCAAUGGCCUCUCCAUCCACCUGCACACCUUUCACAACAUAGAAGAUCCUUAUGACUGCAAGAAAUGCAAGAUGAGCUUCCCCACACUGCAAGAUCACCGGAAACAUAUCCACGAGGUGCAUUCCAAGGAGUACCACCCCUGCCCCACAUGUGGGAAGAUCUUCAGCGCCCCUUCCAUGCUGGAGCGGCACAUGGUGACCCAUGUUGGAGGGAAGCCCUUUAGCUGUGGGAUCUGCAACAAGGCCUAUCAGCAAUUGUCUGGUCUGUGGUACCACAAUCGGACCCACCACCCGGAUGUGUUUGCUGCCCAGAACCAUCGGUCACCCAGGUUCUCAUCACUGCAGUGCAGCUCCUGCGACAAGACCUUUUCCAGCACCAUCGAACACAAGAAGCACAUCAAAGCAGAGCAUGCAGAUCUGAAGUUCCAUGAGUGUGACCAGUGCAAGGAACUCUUCCCCACACCAGCUCUGCUGCAGGUUCACGUCAAGUGCCAGCAUUCAGGGUCGCAGCCAUUCCGGUGCUUGUACUGUGCGGCCACUUUCCGCUUUCCUGGAGCGCUGCAGCACCAUGUCACCACGGAGCACUUCAAGCAGUCGGAGAGCACCUUCCCCUGCGAGCUCUGUGGUGAGCUCUUCACCUCCCAGGCCCAGCUUGACAGCCACCUGGAGUCUGAGCACCCAAAGGUAACGGGCACUGAGACCCAGGCAGCUGCUUCUCAGACGGUGCAGGUGAUCCAAGCUCCAGAGCCAGCGGCCCCAGCUGAGCAGGUGAUCACUUUAGAGGAGACUCAGCUUGCUGGCUCACAGGUGUUUGUGACUUUGCCAGAUUCACAGACCUCUCAGAACAGCUCUGAGCUUGUAGCAGUGACAGUGGAGGAUUUGCUGGAUGGUACCGUCACCCUGAUCUGUGGUGAGGCCAAGUGAAUGGCUGCUCCCUCCAGUAGAGGGGGGCUGCACUGUACCAGAGAGGAAGCUCGUGGCCUGCCUGCCUCUGCUCUAGAUGCUGUCCCAAGUGCUGAGCUGCUUGGCUCAGCUCCACCCUGGUGCUCUCACUUGGAAAUCAGAGGCUUCGUUGUC
Molecule: messenger RNA, 4053 nt
Organism: Peromyscus eremicus (cactus mouse)
Lineage: Eukaryota; Metazoa; Chordata; Mammalia; Rodentia; Cricetidae
Gene: Zbtb40
Product: zinc finger and BTB domain containing 40
Exons: 18
Coding region: 241-3900 (1219 amino acids)
Biological process (GO): regulation of transcription by RNA polymerase II
Cellular component (GO): nucleus
Molecular function (GO): RNA polymerase II cis-regulatory region sequence-specific DNA binding; protein binding; DNA-binding transcription factor activity, RNA polymerase II-specific
Source: RefSeq, a predicted model, not a curated record